Molecule: messenger RNA, 2101 nt
Organism: Varanus komodoensis (Komodo dragon)
Lineage: Eukaryota; Metazoa; Chordata; Lepidosauria; Squamata; Varanidae
Gene: SUGT1
Product: SGT1 homolog, MIS12 kinetochore complex assembly cochaperone
Exons: 14
Coding region: 16-1041 (341 amino acids)
Biological process (GO): protein stabilization
Molecular function (GO): protein-folding chaperone binding
Source: RefSeq, a predicted model, not a curated record
CUCGGCGGUGCCAAGAUGGCGGCGGCGGCGGCGGGCCCGGGCGCGGCACGGCCGGCGGAGGCCGAGAUCGAGCAGGACCCCGCGGCCGCCCUGCAGCACGACUUGGUGCACAAGAGCCUGCUGGAAGAGAAGCUGACAGGAGCCAUAGAACAGCAGCCAGAUGAUGCAGAGUAUUACUGUCAAAGAGCUUAUGCUCAUAUUCUUCUACAAAAUUACCAUGAUGCCAUUGGAGAUGCGAAGAAGGCACUGGCCCUCGACCCCAACAAUGUUGCCGCCUUUCUUAGGCAAGGGAUAGGUGAAUAUCAUAUGAAGAACUAUACUGCUGCACUGAAGUCUUUCAAAGAGGGUAGCAGGCUGGAUAGUAGCAACACCGCUCUUCCUGUCUGGAUCAAGACAUGUGAAGAGAUCAUUAAUGCCGGAUCACAGACCGAAGUGUCACAGCCAUCUAAGAUCAAGUAUGAUUGGUACCAGACAGAAUCUCAUGUAAUUAUAACCAUUAUGAUCAAGAAUGCAAAGAAGGACGAAGUCCACGUGCAUUUCUCGGAAAAAGAGCUAAAUGCAUCAGUGAAUCUUUCCUCAGACGAAGACUACAACUUAAAGCUACAUCUUCUUCAUUCCAUAGUUCCUGAACAAAGUACAUUCAGAGUUCUUUCUACCAAGAUAGAGAUAAAAAUGAAGAAACCAGAAGCUGUACGAUGGGAGAAAUUGGAAGGACAUGAAAGUUCUCCUCAACGAAAACAAUUUGCCCCAGUUCCAGAUUCCACACUCCUCUAUCCAUCAUCUUCUCAUUAUACAAGGAACUGGGACAAGCUAGUGGUUGAGAUCAAAGAAGAGGAGAAGAAUGAAAAAUUGGAGGGUGAUGCAGCUUUAAACAAACUUUUCCAGCAGAUCUACUCGGAUGGGACAGAUGAAGUGAAGCGCGCCAUGAACAAAUCUUUUAUGGAAUCUGGUGGGACAGUUUUGAGCACGAACUGGUCCGAUGUGGGUAAAAGGAAAGUAGAAGUCAACCCUCCUGACGACAUGGAAUGGAAAAAAUUCUAAGUUGCUCUGGCGGUGGGGGGGACGGGACUGGGCAAGAUGUCCUCUGGGGCACUGGCACACUCCUGGACAUUGCCCUGUGCUCAUUCUUUCUGUGAUCUCCCCACCUGUUCCCGCUCUUCUCCUCCCCCUCUCCAGGUGUGCUUUUUCUGCUUGCUCUCCCAGCUCACCCACUCCCUUGGCUUUGCACAGUGCUUUCUUCCUCUCUGUCCACAGAGCAGCAGCUUUUUCCUCUCCCACCCUCUCCCCUGCAACUUUUAGAAGAGCUUAGGUGUCCUGCAGAACACAGUGAAAUCUGCACUCCAGCAGUCCGCAAGGCCCAGAGAACCUCCCAGAGGCCAGCUGCAGAAAUGACGGUGCCGGAGCACCGGCUGCUUCUGAUGCGGCGUCCCCAGGCUCUUUUAAAAGUGAAAGGGGGAACACCUAAGCGAAAGGUGGCUCUGCCUUGCGAAAAACCAAGCAAGGGGCAAAGCGACAGCGAGGGAGGCGAGCGAGCAGCAUGCUGGGGUGCGUGAAGCGUCAGUGGUGGGGUGUGCAGGACUGCUUGUGGGGUCCCUGAGGGCCGGGGAGCCCCACACAGAGCUCUGGCCAUAGCAGGCCACGCCACUGGCUUCCUGAUGUGCCACGCCAUGCUGCCCAUGCUCUUGCAUCUGCUGUUGUGUGUGGACAUGGCAUCCUCAAAACGAAAGCACAGGACGUUCCCUCGGGGGGUAAUUUUGGUCUUUGCAUCUCCACUUGCUUUUGGAAGGCCUGCUUGUUGCAGGUUUUAGAGGUAUAAUCGGGAAUGGAGGCCUCUUAGCACUAUUGCCUAGGGAGGGGGUCCUUUGAAGAUAAUUUGGACCUGGUCAUAACAGUUGUUUUUUGCUUGGUCAUGCAUUUGGGGAGUUAGCAAAGCCUUUAAUUGGACUGCUUAGGGUUAAUGCCUUAUUAAUGCACACACUUCCUUUAAAUAAUUUAUUCACUGUGGUGACUUUGGGGUAAAUACGAUUUUCAGCUACAGUGUUAAUAUUGUUUGUUGCUCAACUCUAUAUUCAAAUAAAACUGUAAAUAUAUACCUUUUCCA